CCAAAAUGGCUGAAAAAGAGGUGGAAGAUCCCAAAAAGAAGCGUGUCAGGCAACCACCUUCAAUACCGUUUCUUUGGGAAGAGAGGCCUGGAAUGCCCAAAAAGGACUGGAAGGACAACGCUUCCUCGUCUAGGCCAGUUCCACCACCAGCCAAGCUAGUUGCUUCAAUCCCCUUCACAUGGGAGGAAAAACCAGGAAAACCACUCACCUCUAUCUCACAGCCACCGACAGAACCCAAGACACCGACCACAAACACAAACCUCGUUGGCCCACCAUUGCCUCUACCCCCCUCCCAUUGCCUAGAAGCUGAUGGUUCUUACAGAGAUUUUAGCGACAAUGAUGGUGAUGGUGACUCAAAUGAUGAAACAUCUGAGUUGGAUGGUGAACCAUUUCUCUUUGAAACGAAUGAUAAUUCAUUUAGUUCCCCACCCUCUGUCCUGGUGAAUCUCUUUUUGUCGUCUACGACGAUCUCCACAGCCAUUCCGGUGCAAAUGAUCUACUCGAGGGGCGAUGCUGGUCCAGAGAUUCAAUCCUGUCCUUCAUCACCAGCUUCAGACUCUAAGAGUAGCACAAGCAGUUCUGCGUCUGGAACUUCAAGCCUUGUGGGUGCUUCCUUCUUGGAAUGCCUCUUUCCAAUACUUCCACCGAACUCUGGUUUCGUAGAAAAAGUUGAGUCCUCUGAGAGACAGCUUUCUAGUGUAACAGAGCUAAAUGGUACAACUGAGGAUAGAGAAAGUAAUAGCAGCCUCAUGGUAAGACGACCGAGGACUCUAGGGGAGCUAAUGCUGAUGAGCCGGAGGAUGAGUUGCAGGAGGAAAGCUGUCAACAUGAGAAAACAAAACCUGUCAAUGGAAUUUUCAAGACAGAGUGCUUUUGGAUGCGGCAUCUUUGGAUCAGGCAGCAACAUGCUCAAAGGUUUGAGUUGCAGGCGUCAGUUAAGAUUGAAGCUGGUUUGAGGUCAUAAAGACGAAAGCUAAACUAAAU
This is a messenger RNA of Eucalyptus grandis, 984 nucleotides long. RefSeq lists its product as uncharacterized. The transcript has 2 exons. Bases 6 to 956 code for a protein of 316 amino acids. Lineage: Eukaryota; Viridiplantae; Streptophyta; Magnoliopsida; Myrtales; Myrtaceae. The record is from RefSeq and is a predicted model, not a curated record.